Molecule: messenger RNA, 12651 nt
Organism: Leishmania mexicana MHOM/GT/2001/U1103
Lineage: Eukaryota; Euglenozoa; Kinetoplastea; Trypanosomatida; Trypanosomatidae
Exons: 1
Coding region: 1-12651 (4216 amino acids)
Molecular function (GO): plus-end-directed microtubule motor activity
Source: RefSeq, a predicted model, not a curated record
AUGAUGCAGAAGCGUGGGGACAACAACAUCGCCGACGCCACUCCCUUCGUGGCGAGGACGACGGCAAGUGGGGCCCAAUCUGCUGUUUCGUUGUGUACGUUACCUGGCGUUGCCGUGGGUGCCAGUAGCUCCGUUGAACACAAGAAAGAAUGCGCAAGCAGCGUUCCGAGCACCCUCGGCGCUGCAGCGUCGCCGCGUACGUCGUCAGCUGACGCAUCAGCGAUGCUGGUAACAGUGAUGGCACAGUAUGUGCAACGCCGUCUCACAGCGACUUCUGCCAUCGGCGACGCAGGUGCCGACGUGUUGCACUCGAUCAAGAAGGGCGGCGCUAGAAAAAAGCGCUCAUCCCCUUCAGCCAACGGACCGGCUUGCAGCGCGUCAUUGCAGCGAGUCGACGUCAGUGAUGGCGACGUGGACGCGGUUCACCUUGUCGCCUGCACGCAGCAGGUUGAGGCCCACCUGCUACGCUGCCUACUGCACGUCGAGCUCACCCCAGGUCGGCUGCCCAAUCAGCCUGAUAUCAUUGGCGCAGCCCUCGGUGCCCCCAGCACCACCACAGCAGCAGAAAGGAUGGGGGCGAGUCCGCAAGUGCAUAGAGCAGCGUCGCGUGUGGUAACGACGCCGAGCCAAACCGCCAGCGCGGAAGGCGAACAGUCUCCGCCGCCCCGACAUCCUUCCGCAUCGAGGGUGAGAAACAAAAACAGCUGGAGGGGGAACACUGAGGCCCGUAGUCGCAGCCAGAGGAGUUCUGUCGCCGCAGCAGCAGAGGCCUCCUCCUCCUCCCCACGUGCUCGCGCGUCCAGCGGCGGCACCAAGGCAAAGGAGCUGUAUUACACGUAUACCAAUCAGGGCAUACCCCCACCCCAACGGCGCCCGCGUGGCGGCGGCCCUGCCGCUGCCACAUCAACGCCACCAAUGCGCGUGCCAAGUCGCAGCAGUAGCAGCAGCGCAGGAGCAGACUCAGCGGAGCCGGUCGAGAGACCCCAGGCGGCGACGGAGGGGCGGCGGCGCGCAAGCCGCGAUAGCGCUGCUGCUACUGCUGCGAGAGAUACCGGGAAAGAUUCAACUGUCACAUCGCCGCCUCAAGCGGAUACUUCAGAGGACGUCCCUCCCGCGUACACUAGAGGGCGCUCCGCCUUUCCAUGCACCCGUGGCGGCGCUGUCCGUCCGCUGCACCCAACCGAGAUACGCGCUGCUCUGCGUUCGUGGCCGUCUCGCAUCGCGCAGUACGUCCUCGCGACGAGUUUCGCUGAGCAAGAACUGCGGAGCGCCGCGGCAAGCGCUGGUGGUGGGACCCACGUCGACGCGCCUGCAGCGCAUGGGGCCACUAGAAGCAAUGCACCGGCGAGCCAUGCACACGAGCAGGGUAGUGCUGCUGCCACUGCGUCCUCCCAAGUCGGUGACGGCGCCGAGGAGGACGGAGACGAGGACGAGGACGAGGACGAGGCGAGCGUCGUCAUCGACGUCCUUUUACGGCGUCUGUGCGAUAUGCUGCAACACACCCGUCUGGCUGCGGACAUCGGCGAUGCUGGUGCUGAACAGCCGCCCUCCAUAGACUUCCCGUCGUUCGCACGCUUCUAUCUCGCAGACGGCGAUGCAGGCAGCAUCGCUAGCGACAGUGAUACCGAUGAGCGCGUGCCGCGUCAGCGCUUCGGAAAGGAUGGGGACGUUCAUCUGUACCUCACGCAGCUUGCCGAAGUGCUCCUCCCCACCUUCACCCCGGGCGGCGCAAGUGCAAGUGGUUUCGCGCGACAAGGUGAGGCGCACUCGAUGGGGGGAUUCGCGUUAUCAGGGGACUUCGCCACCGACAUUGGUAUGCUCCUGAAGCACACGCCCCUCAUCACGGUACCAAGGCACCCUCCCGAGUUGCCUGCACGUACGCCGGCGCUCGGCCUUGCCGACAUCAACGCCGCAACACCUCUCUGGACAGCAAGAGGCGCUCUAUGGCGUGCACUGCGCUCUCUGCUCAACUUCUCGCCUUCGUCCUCGCAUAACCCCACGAUGUGCACGACGCCUCUCGUCGUGGGACUUGUCCGCCGCUACACCCCUGGCCGGCCCGACAGCAGCAGCGGUGGCAGUGACGGCGACGGUCUUCGUGUUCGCUUCCUUCCAGUGGCGGACCUUAUCCGUCCCGCGGGGGUCACAACGCCCGCCGCGGCUGCACCUGCGUCCGACGACGGCCUGCGCGACCGCCAAGACGCCGCGCACGACCCUCUCCGCACGCCUGUCUUCUACACCGCUGUGUUUCUCGAGGUGACCGGGGAGGACGUGCUCCACUCGACGGCGAACCACGAGGAUGCGGUGGCGCUGGAGGAAGAGUCCACUUCCAAGGUGCGGUACGAGGCCAAUGUGCCCGAAGUGUACCGUGAUCGUCAUCGCCGUCGCAUAGAGGCCCAGAAUCGCCGCGGCAUCCACUACAGCAGCGGCAUCACACACGGAGAGGCUGCGCUAGGAAGCGGUACAAGCAACUUGAACGGUGAUGCUGGUGCUUCGGCGUCGGCAACGUAUGCCCUCGAAGGCGCGACGGCUCUGUCGACUCGCGACCGCUGUCUCUCGCGUCGUCAGUGUGCGUUGUGGGAGAAGCUGCUGGCACUUGUGCACUUCGUGCACGUCUCUGGCACGCCUGCAGAGGUGGAGACGACGGCGCGGUACGUCACGCUGGUCAUUCGGCGCCGGCGCGGAGCACGCCAGCAGCCACAACCCCACCCACGGCAGGCGUCCAGUGCCAGUGCGAGUGCGGCACCAGUGUCGAUUGCCGAGAGCGCCGCCUUGCCUUCCGUGCCGGUCUUCUUCUUUACGCUGACAGAGACCUCAGCGUUGCGGUCCGCCGCCGCUACGGCCGCCAAGGCCCGUCAGAUACUCUUGUGCAACGACCAGGACGACAGUGACGACCAUGACGCAGUGCCUUUCGAUGCCGCACACGGUGCUCUCACGCAAACAGGCAGCGCUUCGUCGACUGCCGCCGCCGCUGGGCGAUCAAAUUUCUUCGGAAGCUCUAGGCUUGGACUGCGAGCCCUGCUGGGCUGGGGCAAAGGUGCUGCCACUGCUCCGCCAAAUCAGCCCGUCUCGCUAAGCUCCAGCCUGCAAGACCGCAACACUCAUAGCAGUAUCCGGGCGCGGCCACGGCGUGAGGAGGGAGGGCCUCCGCGCCGUGCACCGCCCACCGAGCCGCCUUCCCCGGCAGUGCAGGACGACUCGACGGAGGAGCUCAUCAUGGACUGGAUGCACGACGCGCUGAUCCCUCUGUUUUUCGAGACAACCGUAUCCGGCAGCGUUGCGUCUCACCAAGGCUUAGCGGCGCCCGCCAAACCGUUUGAAGGCAACGAGCGUGACGACAGCCAUGACGAUGAGUCCGCUGUCGCCGCCACGGCGGGACGUCGACGAGCGCCCUACCACUUGCGCAGUCAGCGUGUCUUGCUCGGUCGUGUGCAGGCGGUGACGCCGUCGAUGGUGUACGGAAGCUUCACGACAACCGCAAGCAGCGCCACCGUUGCGCUGGCAUGUGACAUGGAUGCCGUCAUGGAGGCCGUGGUGCAAGACAGCACCUUCGACGCUAAUCUUCUCCCCUACUUGCUACUGAACCAGCUCUUCUUUACUACCGAUGGCUCUUCGGUGGAUGCGGCGCACGACACGUUCAACUCGCCACCCCCGCGGGCUCGUUCAGCCCCGGUGCCUGAGCGGACACCCGAACACCCGCGCUCAGCAGCGGCGGGCCAGCAGCAGCCGCAACAGGCAGCUAUCCAGUCCCAUGGACUGCGCCCGAUACACUCUUUGCCGACUUCAGCGGCAGCAGCGGCGUCAGCGCACUCGCCAAAUGCGCACGCUCGCCGCGUUAGUUUUCUUGAGGAUGCCUCGAUUUCUACACCGCUGCGGCUGGAUACCAGACUCCCCGUCGCGGAGAGCGGCACUGGAUCGCCGUGGCAGCAGCAGUCACCCAACACUCCGAGCGCCACCUCGCCUGAGCGGUCCUCCUCCAUCGCCGGAUCACCACGCAGCAUCCUUAAGUCAGGGAGGCGGUACAAGCGGGAAAAACUCAUCCGCAGCAGCGCGCCCGCCGCGUCGGUCGUGCCUUUUCGAAGUCUCUUCCUGUGGCGCUUGCUGGCGGCCGAGGUGCUGGGCAGUGGCAGCCGGGCCCACGGCACUUCGAAGCAGGAGCAGCAGCAGCAGCAAGACCUUUGUAAUAUCAGCGCCGUGUCCACCACUCUGUGCACCACCUCGGCGGCCUACCUACGCUACACGCAAGCGCUGGCCGUGCGCGUCGCCUCGGACGUGGCGACAGCAGUGCUGCUUGCCGGUUUGCUGGCAGAGCAGUACGCCUGCUACCGACAGCUGCGAGGCCAUGAUGAUCAGACGUACCGAGAUGACAGCUCAGCCGUCACGGAGCGCGAUCACGGCAGCAUCCAUCGUGGUACGGCAGGCAGUGAGAAAAACCACAACUCAGGAGACGCCCCAGCGGAGGUGAACGUCGAAGCGGCGCGGUGGGGCGCACUGCGGUGCGACGACAUUCUGCCGCUGGCCAACGGCGCUGCACUGGCGUUUGCACGAGCAGCCUUUGCCCCGAUGCUGUGCUACGACGACGACGCCCCUGCUCAUCUGGCCGGCGUGAUCACAGAGGUGGAGAGUGGCGUCGACGUCAGCGACGCAUGUGACGAGGACGAGUGCAAGCGCGAGCAGCGCGACGACCCCGACAGCGGCCAGAGCAGUCCGAGUAUCACGUCCUACGUAGACGGCCACCGAGGGCAGCGCGACGUUAGCAAAGAUGGCGCGACACCUCAUCGCAGACGCGCUUCGGUGCCGUUCGUCAUCUCCCUCCUGUCCCCGAGCCUUCCCGCCGAUGUUUUGAAUCGCCUGCAGACGUUGUCCGUGGUGUGUAGGUUGCAUAUACGGCAGGAAGUGCUCGAGAGCAUCACGCGGCCGUUGGAUGUGGUGAUGCGUCGCUUGACGUGGGUGCUGGCAAGACUCCACCUGCAUGCUCUCUGCCGGCCUCUUGAUGAUUUUCUGCGUCGUGGCAGCGCCACGGCGCUCCUGCGCGACGCUGAUGGCAGUGCGCAGGGAGUGCACACAGAGCACCCUUUUUGGCACCUUGUGCGCGAGGUGCUUGACAUGUACAGGAAGUGUCUCCUGCUACCCCAUCUGCUUGCCGAUGUUGGUGCACCGCUGUUGGUAACGGUGCCAGCAGCCUCUACGGACGAUAAAGGGGUGGCGUGGGAAGCAGCAGUGAACAGACACGAAGGCGGUAACAAGGCAGACGCGCGCACGCACGAGGAGGAGCCGUCUGGUGUGUCGUCAGAAGAAAGGGAUGUCAUCACACCGCUCACGACAUACCAAGCGAGCGUGACACCUCUGACCUUGACUUCAGCUGUGCCUCUUACGACGAGAAUCGGUACGGCGAUUCCGAAGCUCCGGGUGUCACGAGAGCAGCAAGACCAGCAGCAGCAGCCUGUCGUCCGCAGCGCGCGGCGAGGCGGGGUGGGCUUUGUGCCGUUGUCCUUCGUUAACGCGAGCUUCGAUCCGGCUCACUCAUAUUCCCUCUUGCCCGCUCAGCGCUCCGUCCUCCAGCCCACACCCUCGCGGUGGUCUGUGACACCCGCUCUCGGCGGCUGGAAUCCGCACUCGGUCGACCCAGACGACCCGUACGAUUUGCAAAGCUUUGCCGUCGACGGGCGAGCAAUGCGUCUGACAGGUGAUGCCGCCCAAGCCGCCGGCUGUCGCAGCAGCAGCGCGUUGAACGGUGCCACAAGUGACUUCGCAAAGGCAGCCACAUCAUCCUUGGGACUACAACGGUCGCCACCAUUCGCGAGCCUGUGCGCCCACGGCACCAUGUUCGGUUCACAGGUGCGUGUGCCGCUCGAAGCAGGCACAGGAACCGACAUGGCCACGGCCGUGCCAGUGCUGGGCAACUGCUUCAGUGGACGCAGAACCAGCGACAACGCCACCAGCAUGGUUGCAUCCAGCAGUCGCGUCGUCCAGCUGGCCUCCAAGCACGGCUUUGAAGCCGCGCUGGAGCUUCUUCACGGCUGUGCCGGCGACGCGUCAUGUGACGUCGACGCAGCAUUACCAGGGAGCCUGCUCCACUCGCCACCAAGGACGGUGGAUGUCCCUGUGUUUGCCGCCCCGGACACAGCGGAGAGUAGACACCUGGGGCAGUCGCCGUCAGGAAUCUUCGACUUCAUCGCUGUGGCAACUCCGCAUCGUGUCGCCACCGCGGCUGGAAGCGCCGCCAGUGGCUACGAAGAGUCUCCACGGUGCGCCACCUCGUCUGGGAGCGACGCGUCUCAGCGGCAAGUGCAGCAAGCGCAGAUUGCAUCGCACGGAUCGAGCUUUCCCACACCCGCCUUCGCCGCCCCCCUCCUGUGCCGUCUGCAAGCGGCGGUGUCGACUAAGCGUGCAAGGGAUAGGGAGGACACUGAGGGGGGUGAGGGGCAGCCGCGAAAGUCUCCACGACCGACGCAGCAGCAGCAGCAGCCUCAGCGGAUGGCCCAUCAAGGGCACACUCCGCUGGUGGGCGCCAGCGAAAGCGCGGAUGCGGUGACGGGAUCGACCGCACGGGCAGUCGGAGAGUCACCGCUUUCACCUGAGGAGAACGCCGAAGUUGCCACGAUGGCGUCAGAGACGUCGGUGGAGGGUCUUGUGCUGCAUGUGGGCAGCGGCGUUGCCGUUGAGAGUCCACUGCUGAGCCCUUUUGUCACUGAGGCGAAGCACAUGAUGGUGGAGGCACUGCUGCUGCGUCGCGUGCUGCCGUGGUGGACUCAGCGCACACUCGACAUGGAGCAGGAUGUGGCGAAGAGAGGGAAAGGAAGUGAUGACGCAUACGCAGGCGACACAACCGCCCCAGACAGUGAAGCUGCGCCGAACUGCCCCGCCCAGCCUCUCUGGAUGAGAGGCUGCAGUGUCAGUCCACCCACAACCAGAUCAACCGUCUCCACAGCUCCCGCUGCCAGCCGCGAGCGCAGAGACGGGCCAGCCAGGGUGGCGCCAUCGACGGCGGCGUCUCCGUUGACGGAGCAGAUGGCACAACUGCAGCGCGAAAACGCAGAGCUGCACGGCCGCCUUCGCAGCACCCAGCUCCUGCUCGCAGACAUACAUCAAACAUGCAGUGGAAUGCGCAUGGCUGCUCGACAAUAUGAGCAGGCCGUGGCACCUGAGGAGGAGGAGCGAGCAGCGGCGGCGGCGCCCACGACAGCUGUAACGGAUAGUAACUUGUCCCUUGCGGAUGGUGCUGGCACUUUAGCCCCACUGCAGCAGCUGGACUUGAUCUCCCCGCCGUCGCUUUCCUCGACGCCGCAGGUGGUGCCUGGAAAAGGUGACGUGGCCGUGGGGAGCCCACACGACGGCGCAACACCGGAGAAGGUGAUGACGCCAGACUCUGCGGCCUCCCCGCUCGAGGGCUUCUCGGUCACCAUACCACUCGCAGAUGGUGUGCCGCCGGAGCUCCUGUAUUUUGCACGGACCGAGGAGGGCCGUGAGCGAGUGGUGGAGCUGUGUCAGCGCAUCAUGGUGCUGCUCAGCGGCGCCGCUACUGUAGAAGACAGCAAAGACAAGGCAAAGAGUCUGCCCCCCUCGGCAGUCGCGUGCGGCAGCGACCUGCCCUCCCGACUCCCGUCGUCCACGUCGCACUCGUUUCUGUUGCACUCUCUCAGCCAAGGCAUGCAGGGCUCACAAUGCCUGUCGCCACCGGAGACAACGUCGGUGGAGCUGGCUGCCACUGCCGUGUUGUGCGGUGGCUACGGCGUACGGCGCCGGCACUCCGCCGUCAGCCGCGGGCCGUCACAGCUGUUCUCGCCGUUGGAGCCGCAGUCCUUCCGCCGCACCAGCACCGCCUUCACCCUCAUGUCCCUUGCGCCUGCUGGGGCACUGGCCAUGAGCAACACGAUCACUGCUGAGACACCUUGCUCAACGCCGACGCCGAUUGCCGUGCUUCUUCUUGGGGCCUCGAGUGACCACAGCAGUGAAGACUCUCCGGCGCCGCUCUCGCGAGAAAGUUCCUUGCACCAGCAGCAGCAGCAGCACAUGCCGCCGCUUCCGCCGUGGUCCUCCUCUGCGCAAUCAUCACCGCCGUCGGUAGCGUCGCAGCAUGUCGCUCAUCCGGUCUUCAGCAGCGCGGAUGUGGAUGUGCAGAAGGUUGUACUGUCAGCCCAUCCAGCAGCGGCGCUGUCGCCUGUUUCCUCCGUGCUGCUCACCCCAAACGGCACAUCACCGCUCCUUCGGCGAGCUCCUCUCUGGAAUCAGGCGACGCAAGUGACACCACCCGUUCCAUCGCCAUGGGAACUGGCAGCGGCAGUGACGUCAUCUCCAUCCUCUACCACGUCCAUGGUGUGGUCGACACAGGUGCGGCAUGCACCACCGCAGCGGCACAGUAGUUCACCUGAUGACGUGGAGACAGACGCACACACGUCUGAUGAACAGCAGCACAGCAGGGUGAGCGGGUCGGCGGCGCUCAACGCGGACUCGGUGGACUCGCAUGGCACGCAAGUGGUGACGCCCUACCACGAUCGUCGCCAUCACCACGGCGAAAACGGUGACGGCAACUGCGACGACCGCCAAGCGCCGCCUUCGACGCUUUCCUCACCGUCAGUGCACUCGUCACCCUUGGCACGGCAGACGUCCUCCGUUGUGGAGUCACAAGGAUCCACAGCUUUGUCCUCCUCGAUGCCGCCACCGCUGUCGUCGCCAUCGUCAUCAUCGUCGACGAUGUUCUCCGAGGCGUCCUCCGACCCACCCUUCGCGGCGCGCACUCGGCCCUACAAGAAUGGCUUAGCAGUCACGACGACUCCCGCGCACACCGACACACCACACGCUGUUCUCAUCCGUGAAGACGACUCUGACGUGCAAGACAGUGCCAUCGCUGACACGGAGGCGGCGGCAGAUGCGGCGGCAGAGGUAGCGGAGAGCAAUGGCGGCGUCGAAGCAGCCGAAGAUGACGUGGUCGAGACCGCUGCUAUGGCGGUGGGUGGUGCGAAACUAACCGGGAAGCGCGUUGAAGUCGCAGCGAACGCGUCGCGUGCAGAUCAUGAAGACGGCCUGUCGGAGCAGCCGGCCGUGCUGCAGCAGACGGAUGAGGCGCCGGACUUGCAGGCAUCCCUUUCUGGCACCGCCUUGCCACUCCCUCGAGUGCUGCUGGCCGCCUCACUCCCACAGCCGUCGUACCAGCGGACGCCGGCUUCGCUAGCAUUUCACCAAUCUCCCGAUGGAACCCUGUCCACAAGCUCUGUCACUCGUCGCGUGUCUGUCGGGACGCUGUCGUCGUCCCUCUCUUCCUCUCCCUCUCCGCCCACGGUGCAGCGCACCAAUUCUGACUUGACUACGUGCGGUGAGCGGCACGUCACCGCCAGCGAUGACGAAACAGAGGACGCGAGCCACAAGAGUGACAGUGCAAGCUGUUGCGACAGCGUCUUGCCUGUCCAGCGUGCCAUUGCCAACGAUGCUGACGAAGCGGAUGACGCGGUAGGGCAGAAGCCAAACUCGACCAAGGCGACGGUACAGCAAACUCGUCGGCCUUCCUUGCCUACGCGAAAGGGCACCAACGGUAGCAGCCCUGCGUCGCCGUCAUCGAUUGGGAGGAAGCAAGCAGCCCGGCAUGUACGGAUCGCGACCACGGUGUCGUCAUCGCCGUGGCGGGAGCGAACACCGGUGCGGAACAGCGAGGCCGCCGUAACAGCACUGGCUGAUUUACAGCAACGCCUCUCCGGCUCGAGCAGCGCCGUGGUCGAGCUGCGUCAGCAGCUGCAGCAAGUGGAGCAGGAGCUGCGCGAGAAGGCAAAAGCCAUGGCAUGUCUCACGGAGCAGCUCGCAGCUACCGAGGCGGCGCUAGGUGCCGCACGGCAUGCAGCGACUGUGGCGGAGAAGGCGCGACCGCAAGAGAGACCUUCCACGCCGUCGCCACCGCCGCCGCCCCCGCGUGCGUCUGUAGCCACCAGCACCGAGGCGCUGCUGCUCUCGCCCUCAGCGGAUUCAUCGCCGUCGUCGCUGCGUGCGCAGCCUCUGCGCCGCGUUCACGAGCUCGAGGAUGAGCUGCGCAACGCCAAUUUCCGCAUGGAUCAGUGGCGUGCCCUGCUCGACGCCGAACGGCACGCCCACGUGGUGCAGAUGGACCAGCUCACGCAGCGGCUAGAGAGCGAGCAGCGGCGAAGCGCACGUGCGAGUCGCAGUCGAAGCCGCAGCCUCUCGCCCCUUGGCAGCGGCGCUGGGUCCUUGCCGUGCGUGGAGUCCUCUGUGCGGGAUGAAGCCAGAGCAGCGCAACCGCCAGCGCCGCCGCCGUCACUAGCGUCCUUUCCACCUCCAGCGGCGGAGGUGCGCCGGCUCAGCUUGACAACCGGCGACGUUGAACGACCACCUGUCUCACUGACAGAGCAACAACGCAUCAACACUCUCAUGGAGCAGCUGCAGGUUGUCGAAGCGCACGCAGCAGAGGAGCACACCCAGCGCGUCGCAGCCGAGGAUGGUAUCAGAGCCCUUGAGCGGGAGCGGCGUCUGCUUCGGGAGCAGCUGGAGGCGCUAGAGAACGAACGGGCUAUAGCGCAAGUGCAACAACGGCAGAAAGAGCACGACUCGGAUCAGCGUGAAGAGGCCCUCCGUCGAGAGUUAGAGUCGCACAUGCAGACACUCACCGCCAUGCAAGCGGCACAGGCAGCCAGCGAAGAGUUGCAGAGGCACUUGAAAGGGGAGCUCGAUGCCGAGCGCCGCGCUCGAGCAGCAGCAGCAGCAGCCGACACAGCAGCCGCACAUAUGGCUACACAGGAUCACCUUAUGCGCGACAGUGAAGCGGCUCAGCAGCAGCUGCGUUGUGAGCGCGACAGGGCCCUUCAGCGAGAGAAGGAGGCUUUGGCACACGCCGCAGCUGAAGCGCAGGCCGCGCAGUUGCAAAUCGCCGCCCUGCGACAGCGCAUCGAGUCCACGACGGACCAGCUACGCACUGCGGAAGCAGACAGCAGGGAACACCUGCACCGCUGCAUCACCGCCGAGACGCAAGCGGCAGCGCUGGAGUCGGCUCAAAAAGCGCUAACGGAUCGAGUGAUGGUGCUGGAGGAAGAGCUAUCCGGCGCCCGCGCUGCCCACAAACAGUGGCAACAGGACACCGAUGAGCGCGAACGCGCCUUGCGCCGCGAGUAUGAGGAGGCCACCGCGAGCGCCGACGCUGCCAUGGAGGCACAACGCCGGGCAAACAGCGAGCUGCAGCAACGCUUCGAGGACGAGCUACGCGCCAUGCAACGUGCGCAAGCAGUCAGGGACGAAGGUCAUAGGACCGCUUUCGGAGAGGUCACUCGCAAGCUUGCGGACGCUGAGCAGGCCGCCCAUCUUGCCCUGGAUGAUCUGCGCCAUGAGCGAGAGACUCACGAGCGCACGACCGCCGCUCUGCAGGAGGCUCAGUCGGAGAAGGAGGAGCUGCACCGGCGUUUCGAGGCUGUACUGGAAAAGCUACAUCUCGCGGAGCUCGACGCUGAUGAGCACUGCCGACAACGGGACCGCAUAGAAACGUUGAAAGUCGAGCUGGAGGCAGCGCGUGCACAAGAGCAAGAAGCCGCAAAGAAGGCUGAGGAUGCUCUCCGCCGCGAGGCGGAGACACACAUGCGCACCAUAGCCACGUUACAGGAGGACAAAUCUGCCCAUGAAGAGCUUCGGCGGCGCUUAGAGGACGAGUUGCAGUCCGAGAAGUUGGCACGAGCUGCCGACACCGCAGCACACACGGCGGCGCUUACCAGUGCUCAAGGUCAAGUAAGCCGAGUCGAGCAACGAGCUCAAGAUAUGGCCGACGCCCUUCGACGUGAGGAGCAGGCACAUGCACGCACGCUUGUCGCGAUGCAGGCCGCGGAGGAGGCCAACAGGCAGCUCCUGCGCGCGCGGGCAGCCCAGGAGGCGCACGCACAGCAACGCACACGAAGCUGGCUGUCAGCGCGCGAGGCGUGCUUGUUGGCGUGGAUGGAAGCAAAGACACUGCUGAUGGUGGACGCGUGGAGCAUCAAUUGUGCGGAGCGGCAGCUGCAACUGCAUGAGCAGCGGCCUCGGCGACGUGAAGCGCAGCGGCAGCAGACACCCUCGCUCGUGUCCCCAUCGCCAACUGCUGCCGGCACCCCUCCGGUGGGGUCCGCACGAAGAUGCGAGAGACAAAGCCGAGGCCGGGAAAAGCGUCACGGUCAACCCCCUGCGCCAGACGCCGUCGCCCCCGUGCAGGCCGCGAGUGUUCUGCCGAGAGCAGAACCGGAGAUGGUGGUCCUCUCUGUCGACGACCCGCUAGGGCUGCGCUAUGAGCUGCAGCGCAAGGCAAGCCACAUCGCCACCCUUGAGGAACGCGUUCACCAGCUUGAAGAGGCCCGCGCAGUGGAUCAGCAGGUAGUGUCGACCCUGCAGAAGCUUCUGGCGCAAGACGAAAUGCGCAACGGGAACGGGAUUGCAGUCGCCGCACGUCUGCCCCCACCUCCGCCUCCACUGCCCAUGGCCGGGGCGUCGUGGUCAUCCCGGUCACCAUUGCGAACGCCAUCCCAGGCGUGGCCGGCACGCGACCACCCGACGCUGGUGGACGGCCACAGAAGCCCCACUGCCCUCCUGUGGGACCCCCACCCCGGCAACCACGGCAGCGCGGCGAGUCCGCCAGGCACGACGGAGCGAAGGCGGCUGACACCCAACGAGUACCGGCGGCGCUACACCUCGCUUUGA